AUGGGCCUGGUGUGCGCUUUCCUUCUGCAGGGUCUGGUGAAUGGACUGCAGCGGAUCAAAAUUCCGCGCCUGAUAGCCGUCUAUCUGAGUUUCCUGUUAUUUGUGGGAUUGAUUCUGGCUUUUUUCGUGAUUGUUGUGCCGCUGCUGUGGAAGCAGAUGCAGGGCCUGAUUGGGCUGUUACCUGCGGUUCUCAACCUGUUGCAGGACAGCGUGAGUGAGUUGGCAGCGAGAUAUCCUCAAUAUAUAACCGAGACUCAGAUUUCAUCGUUGAUUGAUCAGGCGGCUGGCGAGUUGGGCAACUUAAGCGCCACGGUUUUUCAAACCGCAUUUUCUCAGGUCUUUUCACUGCUUGGACUGGUGCUGUAUCUGGUGCUUGUGCCGAUUUCGAUUUUCUUUUUCCUCAAAGACAAAGAUGAACUGCUGGCCUGGCUGCACUCUUUGCUGCCCGCUGACCGUCCUCUGCUGACCUCAGUGGCCAGUGAAAUGAAUAUUCAACUGGGUAACUAUGUGCGUGGCAAAGCCAUUGAAAUUGUCAUUGUCGGCGCGGCCACCUUUGUUAGUUUUACGAUCCUCGGUGUGAAUUACGCGGCGCUUCUGAGUGUGCUGGUGGGUUUGUCGGUAUUGAUUCCCUUUGUUGGUGCAGCGGUGGUGACACUGCCGGUGUUCAUCGUUGGUGUUAUUCAGUUUGGCUGGUCCUGGGAACUGGGUACGGUGAUGAUUGUCUAUGGGGUCAUUCAGUUUCUGGAUGGUAAUGUGCUGGUGCCGCUGCUGUUUUCCGAGGUGGUAGAUCUGCAUCCCAUCAGCAUUAUUGUCGCGGUUCUGGCUUUUGGCGGCGCGCAAGCGACGAUCCGGAAGAAAGGCGCGCAAGCGACGAUUCUGGUGAAGGGCGCGCAAGCGACGAUUCUGGUCAAGGGCGCCCUCGAUGGGUGGGUAGAACACCGCGAAGGUGGGGUUGAAGCCAUGUUAAAGGGCAGCAUUGUUGCGCUGAUUACACCCAUGCUGGCCGAUGGUGAAGUGGACUGGCCGUCCCUUGACAAUCUGAUUGAGUGGCAUAUUGAGAGUGGCACCCACGGCAUUGUGCCUAUGGGUACAACGGGUGAAUCUGCCACCUUGGAUACGGUUGAACAUCUGCAGGUCAUCAAACGCACCAUUGAGGUGGUGGCAGGUCGUAUUCCCGUGGUCGCCGGCACAGGUAGUAACUCGACAGCAGAAGCUAUACACCAGACCCAGGAAGCACAAGCUGCGGGCGCCGACGCCUGUUUAUUGGUCUCACCCUAUUACAACAAGCCAACUCAGGAAGGCCUUUACCAGCACUACAAAGCAAUUUCUGCCGCCACUGACGUACCGCUUGUGCUUUAUAAUGUACCCCCGCGUACCGCCAGCGAUAUGUCUGCGGAAACUGUCGCGCGCCUGAGCACGGAUAAAAAAAUUGUUGGUAUAAAAGAAGCGUGCGGUGACGCAAGCCGUGUCGGUGACAUCAAAGCCCUGCUUGAAGACAUCGGUAACGACGACUUUUUUAUCCUCUCAGGAGAAGAUGCACAGACUCUGGAAAUGCUUGACCUGGGUGCAGUAGGCACAAUAUCAGUGACCGCAAAUGUAUGUCCCCGGGAGAUGGCUGAGUUUUUGAACACUUAUCUAGCUGGUGACAAAGAUCGGGCCCGUGAGUUGGAUGCCUUGUUACAGCCGAUGCACGAAGUUCUGUUUAUAGAACCUAAUCCUACAGCCAGUAAGUGGGCCUUGCAUGAAAUGGGUCGGGCCGGACCAGGCUGCAGCUGGUUCGGCGGAGAUGACGAUGACGAAGGUUUUCUGCGCAAUCCUAAAGACGACUAUCUGGAAGCCGUGCAGCACAAUGAACUUGUUUUGCCCGACGACCUGAAACCGCUUGGCGACACAGAUCCGUUUCCAAUCCCGCGUACGCCGAAGCAGGUUAACGCAAGAUUCUAUCCAGACCGCCCACCUCUGCCUGAUGCCAUCUACGCUAACGAUAAUCGCGAUGAAGUGCGUAUACAGCGUUUAGGCGACAGGCGCUGGCUGGUUAUUCCCGAGCCACCGACAACCGCCUGGCCGAAGCUGAAACAGUUUAUGGCGGAAAAUGGUGUUGCGCUGACUUACGAUGCGCCCCAGUCCGGGCGAUUGAAUACGCAGUGGAUGCAGAUUCAAAAUGAAGGCUAUCGCGACGUGAUCCGGACAUUACUCAAGGAUGCCAAAGGCGGCGACCCACUGAUUACCGGCCAGGAUCGGUUUCUGAUCAAGGUUGAACAGGGCUUGCGUGCCUUGACGACGGAAGUGCAUGUGCGCCAUGAAAACGACAGCGUGUCGCUGCCGGUGCGUGAUGAAAUCAUUGUGAUCGACGGCUUAUCCAGCCAUCUGGCAGCUGCAGAAGAUGAUCUGCUCAAUGAAAUUGGCGCCUAUAUUGCAGCUAAAGUCUCCGAACAGACUGUCUCCAAGGUAGCUCUGCAGAUCGGCAGCGCGAAGAAAACUGAACUGGCACGCGACGCCAACGGAUUUCCCGUUCUGCACCUGUAUCUCGACUAUGAGCGCGCCUGGGCAACCCUGGGACAGGCGCUGGAUAAUGCAGAUGUCGAAAUUCUUAACCUGGAUCGGCAAACCGGUCUGUUUGCAGUCAAUAUUCCCGGCUCGGUGUUCACCGCUGACGAUGAUGGCCCCGGUUUCCUUUGUCGUCUGACGUUUUCCUGUGAUGAUGAUGAAGCCGUUGACGUACAGAUAUUGAUUGAAGGUGACAAUCAGGAUUACCGGGUCAGCGUUCUGGAAGCUGAAAGUUCCGCGCCUGCAGAUGCCGAACUGGCGCAACAGGUACUGGUUCUGAUCCGUGAAUUUGCCGCCUGGGGUGACCUCCACGGUAUCCUGAUCAGUCAUGAGCAUUCAGAUCACAUUGCCGGUGUUGCAGCUCUGGCUCACAAGUAUGCUAUUCCAGUUUACGCCUCCUACGGGACGCUCAAGCACGACCUGCGCGGCGUUGCCGGCAUACCUUUUGACGGUGAUCAGCCGUUUGAAAUUGAUGAUGUGACCAUCAAUCCUGUCUGUGUGCCGCAUGAUGCCCGGGAGCCGACCCAGUUUGUGCUCAGCGACGGUGUGGAAUCCAUAGGCGUGCUCUCAGAUCUGGGCUGUGUCACCAGCCACGUUGUGGAGCAGUACAAGAACUGUACCCAUGCCCUGAUCGAAGCCAAUCACGACAGUAUGAUGCUCAGUCGCGGUAGUUAUCCCCAGCGUUUGAAGCAACGUGUGGGCGCAGAUUAUGGACAUUUGAACAACGACCAGGCCCAUCAAUUGCUGCAGCACAUCGCCCACCCGGAUCUGCAUGUUGUUAUUGGACACGUCAGUGAACAGAAUAACGCGGAGGGCUUUGGCUGGCUCGGCCAACAGCCCAUCAAACGGCAAAUAUCUUUCGGCGAGGUCCCGCCUUCAGUGCAAACCAAACAAACGCUGGAAACUCUGAUGGCCCAGUAUGGCGGCAAAGCCGUGCUGGCAUUAUCAGAUGUGGCGGUUGACCAGACGCUUGCUCAACAUCUGCGGGUACAGGGGCUGCCCAGCUUGCGGAUUGUCCAGCAGGGUAAAAUUGUUGAUCAGAUUGAUGGUCCGGCAGAUGAAGCCCAAUUGCGCACUCUGCUCGAUACGCUGACACAGUCAUCCACAGACAUAUUGCAGGGUCAGCUGGACCAGGUGCUGGCCAGCGGUGAUUACGACACCGCGGUUGCGAUGUUGCAGCAGUCAAUGAACGAAGAACCCAAUAAUCAGGGUUUUCGGGUAGAGCUGGCUGAUGUCCUGAUCCUGAAAGGUGAUCUUGAUGAUGCCCGCACGGUCCUGGCGUCUAUUCCUGAUGACACGCCAGAGCGUGAGCGCCCGCAGCAUCGACUUGAGUUUGUUGAAGAAGCAGCCGGUUAUGCAAGCGUUGCAGAAAUUGAUGAGCAAUUGGUCGCUGAUCCAGACAAUCUGGAGCUGAAAUAUCAGAAGUGUGUAGGUCUGACGGUCACUCGGGAUUAUGAAAGUGCGUUGAACCUGGCCAUGGACAUUUUGCGCAGCGAUCGUGAAUUUCGUGACGAUAUCGGGCGUUUGACGAUGGUCCGUAUCUUCCCACUGUUGGGCAAGGGGUCAGACAUUGCGGCAGCUCGUAACCGAAUCGAUAAUGUGGGUAGUUGCGACAUGGAUGCGCAGUCGGAUCCUUGCCUGGUUCUUGAACUCAAUGGCCACCACGCCUCUGUGGCCGCACAGGCUGUGGCGGAAGGCGUCCCUUUUAAGCUGGGCAAAACGCCGAGCUGUGACUUCAUUGUUGAUCGUGAACUUACCUCCCGCAUUCACGCUCGGAUAGAGCGUCACCACAAAGAUUUCUAUCUCAUCGAUGAAAGUACCAAUGGCACCUUCGUACAAACGGAGGAUGAACAGACAAGAUUAACUAUGGAUUGGUCCAGCGCCAGCGAUAGUCACCGUGGAAACCGGCGCGCGAGAAACGAAGAUGCCGUUUUUGCGUCUUCCCACCUGGGUCUGUGGGCGGUAGCGGAUGGCAUGGGUGGGCACAAAGCGGGUGACUAUGCCAGCGAGACCAUUGCGCAGAUGCUGGCGGAUCUCGAUCUCUCGCAGGAUCUCAGUGACUGUGUUGAUCUUGUUGAAGACGGCAUGUUGGAAGUUAACGAUCAUCUACGGCGUCAUGCACGUACUGAAUGUGACGGCAAUACAGUGGGCAGUACCGUUGUGGUGUUGAUUGUGCGCGGUGAAGUGGGCGUUGCGCUGUGGGCUGGCGAUAGUCGUCUGUAUCGAAUGCGCGGACGCCUGAUGAGUCAGAUCACUCGUGAUCAUAACCCCGUUUCAGAUUUGUUAGACAGCGGCAGUAUUACCGAAGAUCAGGCGUUGAAUACAGAUACGCACAUCAUCACCCGCGCGGUGGGUGGUCAACGUGAUCUGCAUCUUGAUGUGGCGGUGUUUGACGUUCAACCUGGCGAUACGAUGCUGCUCUGUACCGAUGGGUUGUACCGCGAAAUAGAACCCCAAUCUAUUUAUGAUGCCCUGCAGCACGAUGUGGACAAAGCCGUCACCAUACUCAUGCGUGAUUGUCUGCAGGGGCCUGCCAGGGAUAAUGUGUCAGAUGGCAUAGUUCGCCAUCGAGUGUGUCGAGUGGAAGCGCGUGGUACGCAGCCUUACGUCGCGGUUAAGAUCCUGAAUAAUGACUUUCGGCAUCAUCCCGAGGCGUUUAUUGCGCUGGAGCGGGAAGCAUCAAAAUCUCAGGGUCUGCGGCACAGCAAUAUUGUUUCCAUCUUCGAUUUUGAUAAAGACGAAGACGUUCCGUUCAUCACCAUGGAGCUGCUGCAGGGUGAAGAGCUGGCGGACCUGUUAAAAGCCUACCCUUCGGGCUUGCCCGAAGAGCUGGCCUGGAAAAUUAUUGAAGGCAUGGUGCUUGGUCUGAAACAUGCGCACGAAGAGGAAGUGGUGCAUGCCGACUUCAAACCCGGCAAUAUCUUUAUCACGCAGAAAAAGGUAGCCAAAAUACUGGAUUUUGGCAUCGCGCGAGCGAUGCGAAUGAAUUCGGGUUCUGAAGAUACUGAUUUCGAUCCCGCACGUCUGGCGGCUUUGACGCCGGCUUACGCAAGCCGCGAAAUGUUGAACGGCGACAAUCCGGAACCUCGGGAUGACAUUUUCUCGCUCGGAAUUGUCAUCUACAUGGUUUUAACCGGGCAUCAUCCUUACGGGCGUGUUCCGGCUAAUGAAGCUGCCCGGGAAGGGCUCAAACCGGAACGUAUCAAAUCUUUAUCGCGACGGCGCUGGCGUGUCUUGGAAAAAGCGCUGCAACUUAACCGUCAGGAUCGACCUGCGGAUGUGCAGGAAGUUUUUGCCGGCCUGUUUGCACCUUCACCGUGGCGCAACUGGUCGCUGAUGGCGACAGCAGGACUCGUCACAGCAAGCCUUAUUCUUGUUGCUUUGCAGGAUUCAGCGUCUAUCAACGAGGUGAAAGAAGAGGUUCGCCAGGAAACGCUGGUGGAUGCGCAGAUGAACCGGAUAGAAAAACUGUUAGAUGAGCCGGCAUACGAUACUAACUGGGAACGACAGCUGUUCGCGGAAGUACAGACCCUGCGAGCCCUGAGCCCCGCUAUAGCGGAUGUACAAGGCUCAACGGAUGCUGCCAUCCCACAUCCACAUGAUCGGAUCAGCGCGCGCAUUGCAGAAUUGUAUUCUGAACAUAUUCGUAAUACCGCAGAUCUACCCACCGCGUUUGCUCAAUUCGAGGCGGGUCAGCAGUUUGUGGAACUGGCAGAGGUGCGUGCUGAUCUGCACGAAAGGCUGCUGAACGAGCUGGAUAGGCUUGCAGGCCAGCCGAUCAGUGGACAGUGGUUGACCCGCUUUGAAGAAUUGAUGUCUCAGGUAAAUACUUAUUUUGCUGAUUCGACACUUUUGGUGGUGACGCAGAUCGAGUUAGUCGAUUACGUCGUGCAGCAGUUGGAGCAGGACCUUAUCAGCCGGGAUAUUCAACUUGCCCAGCAAACCUGGCGCAAUGUUGAGAAUAAGGUGUUUGAUGGCGCUCAAUGGCAAUCCCUGCAGGAUAGUUUCAGUGCGGCAUUGACCAGCGCGCAGGCGCAAAAAGAGGCGCAAGUGCAGGUGCAAACCGCACAGCGUUUACAAAAACAGAUGUCGGCCUCGCUGGCCGUGAGCUGCCUGCGCAUGGAUGUUGGUCAGAUAGCGGCCCGGCUCGAUAGGCUCACUGCAGCUCAUCCCGGCCACGCAGCAAUGCUGCGCGAACAGAUUGGUGCGCGUCUGGGUGAAUGUAUCACUCGUCUUGGCGCCGUUGACCCGGACCGGGCUUAUUCGCUCAAGAAACAGGCGCUGGCGCGCUUCAGUGGUAUGCAGCAACUGCAGGAUCAGCAGCUGGAUCCCUGUUCCCUCCACUAUCUGGUGGGUAAUGGCAAUGCCAGCGGCAGAGGUAGUUUCUGUGCUGACCAGGUCAGUCAGGAUCAGCGUGGUCCGCGACUGGUUGUUGUUCCAGGUGAUCAGAGCCUGGCUAAAUUUGCCAUCAGCAAAUAUGAAAUAAGCUGGCGGGAUGUGAAUCUGUUCUGUGCUGAAACCAAGUUGUGUGUUGCGGCGGCAGAAGAGCACCUGCCCGUUACCGGCAUGGCGGUUGAUGUCGUUGAAGAAUACGCGCAGUGGCUGAGUGAUCGCACCGGUUAUACGUACAGGCUGCCGACUGCUCACGAGUGGCAACAGGCAGCUCAGGGCGAGCCGGACCCUAACCGUAAUUGUCGUAUCGACGUUGGUGGUGUGCGACGCGGCGAUGCCAUGCUUGCAUCCGAAAACGGUGCUGCGAACCCCUUAGGUACCUUCAGCGAUCCUAUAGAACGAUGUCAGAUUGAAACCCAGCGCGAGAUUGCCGCUCAGGGUGAUCAGCAGACAGGCUUCCGUCUGGCGCACGCUGCCGGGGAAAUUUCCCAGCUUGAAUAUCGCGAAGCACGCCGCCAGGUGAUCAGGAAAUUCGCCAGGGUGAAUAAGGGGCCAUUGGUCCAGGGUGCGGAUGAUACGGUGCCGCGCUUCGAUCUGGAGACCACCUUACGUCGCUCGGAAGGCUUCCCUGAACCUGUGCAGAGUGUGCAACGGCAACCCUGGUUGAUGGGGCUGGUUCUGCUGGUGGUGGUGCUGGUCGCCAUGGUGCUGCCAUUGAUGUCUUUCGCGGCCUUAAUCCCGCCGGUGAGCGAGCGCGACCCUAAUCCUGCUACGGCUCCGACCUACGAAAUUGAUCUGGUGCGCUGGCAGAUACCGGAAGAUCUGCAACCGCAGUUCGGCGAACCUGCAGAAGCGUUGCUGGCGGCUGGUCUGCAGACGCUGAAAAACAAUGAUGCGCCUCUGGCCCACGGUUUCAGCAGCUCUGAACUCACAGAAGUUGCUCGCUUCUUAAAUGCUAUUGGCGUGCAUGAUGAAGCGGUAUCACUUUCCCGCGGCGACCUGCAGGACCUGAAAGCGCUGGUAGCUGCGCAGAAAAAGAAGCGCGGCGUGUCUCUUCUGCAGCUUGAGCAACUGGCUAAAUCUCUACAGGACUGGUUGCGCGAAGAGGGUUUUGUGCUGGCCACGGCUUAUAUCCCAACACAGGAAGUUGUCGACGCGACGGUCCAGAUUGAGGUGGCUUUUGGCCAGCUUUCCAGCAUUCGUGUGACCAACGAGGACACGGCUCAAUUACACGCAGGGUUCACAGACCUGCUCGGCAAGCGGGUCGAGAAAAAGUCCGUAGAAACCCGCUUGAACAUACUCAACCGACAACUGGGUGUGCAGUCUGAAGUGUAUUUUCAACCCGGCGCUGAGGUGGGUGAAAGCGAGAUGGUGCUGCAGGUCAAACAACACCAGAAAUUUGCCGGUUCCAUUGGCCUGGAUAAUUACGGCGUUGAAGAUCUCGGCGAGGAACGUCUGUCGCUUACAGGUCGUUGGAAUAACCCUCGAGGUGCCGGCGACGUGAUGACGGCUAAAGCAUUCACAACCGUCGAUAACAGUGCCCAUCAAUUUCUUCAGCUGGGAUACGCUGCACCGAUAUUCGGUGGGCAGUUUGAUGCAGCAGCUUACCUGUCGUAUGCGGAUCUGCAGUUGGAUAAUGGCAGCGCGCUGGCGGGAGAUGGCCUGUUGUUUGAUACGUAUCUCACCGAUACCCGCUUGUUUACCCGCACGCAGCGGCGAGAACUCACUUACAGCGCAGGACUGCACAAUUUCAGUUGGGAUGGCCUGCUUGAUCAGCGCGCUUUGUUUGUCGCCUCAGCGUUGGAAGGUCAUCAACUCUGGGAUGAGCAGAAGAUUGCCGCGCAAGGGUCGCUGCAGGCUCUGGUGGGCAACGUGGACAAUACCCGCCCUGGUCAGGAUGAUUUUUACUGGCGUCUGCGUGGUGAUCUGAAUGCCUGGAUGCCAUUACCACUGACGGAACGCUGGUUCGAUGAGGGUCAGCAACCCAAAUUAGUGCUGGAUGUGCAAUGGCAAUUAAGUCAGACGCAAUUGCCGCCCACGCUCAGACUGAAUGCUGCCGGACCACAUGCCAGCAAAGGUUUCGCUCAAGGUCAGGUGCUCCUGGAUCAAGGCCUGUUUGUCAGUUCAGCGCUUCGAUUUGAUGCGCCUGUCGGCCAAUGGUGGACGUUCUGGGAUGUGGUUUAUGGUGAACAGAAAGGUGGCGCGCAAUCCUGGGCACACCUCAGUAGUGCAGGGUUGGGUUGGGAAGGGCAGGUGCUGCAGACCGCCUAUGGUGCGCUGUCCAGCCGGCUUACGGUGGCCUAUCCACUUUCCCACAAAGGUUCAGUGCUGGCGGCGUCCGCAGAAGAUUUUGAGGGUGAAGUCAGGGAUGUCCUAACCUCUGCGGUUUUUAUCGAACUCUCCCCGAUUCUGGAUUCUCCCGAGGGUGUGAAAUUGCCCGAAGAUCAGCAGCACACGGCGAUUGUGGGCUACGAAGUAUUGGAUCAGAAGUUGGCCCAAUAUCGGGAAAAAGGGGUGAGUAAGGUUAAAUUAGGCCUGACGGACAUUGACGGCGUUAUCCGUGGCAAGUACGUGAAUAUGGAUAAGUUCGCCGCGCUCUGCAGAAACAGGGUGGCUUCUGUGAUUGUGUGUUCGGUUGGGACGUUGAUGACCAGCUUUAUGACGCUGGCCGUUAUACAGGUUGGCAUACCGGCUUUCCUGAUACGGGCUUCCGCCUGCUGGUGCAUACCGAACGUUGGCUGCCUGAUGAAUCGGCAGGGUUUGAUAGUUCGCUCAGGGUUUGAAUACGAGUUUUUUGUCUUCGAAGAAACGCCGCAUUCAGUUCGCGAGAAGGGUUAUCAGAAUCUCAAAUCAUUAACCCCGGGCAACUUUGGUUAUUCUGUGCUGCGCACGUCGGUGGCGUCUGAUCUGUUCUCUGGCCUGAUGGACUAUGCGCUGGCGCUGGAUUGCGAUCUGGAAGGUUUACACUGUGAAACCGGCCCCGGCGUUUGGGAAGGCGCAUUGAAAUCCAAGCUCGGUGUGGAAGCUGCGGAUCGCGCAAAUCUGUUUAAAACGUUCACCAAAGUUUAUCUGCAGAAGCGCGGAUUGAUGGGUACCUUCAUGGCCAAGUGGUCGAUGGAUUAUCCCGGCCAGAGUGGCCACUUCCAUUUCUCCGUGCAGGAUAAGCAGGGCAAUAACCCAUUUUAUGAUAGUCAUGGGGAAGCAGGUAUGUCUGCGUUGCAGUGCCAUGCCGUGGCUGGCCUGAAAAAGUAUCUGCCUGAACUGCUGGCCCUGAUUGCACCCACCAUCAACAGCUACACACGGCUGGUAAAAGGCGCCUGGGCGCCCACCGCUGCGACCUGGGGUGUGGAAAACCGCACCUCGGCUGUCCGUGUUAUUCCAGCUGGGCCAAAAGCCCAGCGGAUAGAGUGUCGGGUGGGUGGCGCAGAUGGUAAUCCCUACCUGGUGGCCAGUGCGGUGUUGGCUGCCGCGCUGCAGGGUAUAGAAGAGAAACUCGAACCUGGUGAACCGGUAACAGGUAAUGCCUACGAAAUGCAGGACAGUCUGCCAGCUGCCGCACAGUUCCCGAGUAACCUGCGCACCGCCGCGGAGAAUCUUGCCGCAUCAAAAAUUGCGGUUGAUCAUUUUGGUGAGGUGUUUGUUGAACACUUUGUGAUGAAUCUGAACGUGCGUAUUGGAAUCCUGCUUACCGACCAUGUGCGCACCCAGUUUGUUGCUCAACAUGGCGACUAUGGGGACAUGUUUACGCAGCUGCUCAAGGCGCAGGAUCCGGACCUGGAUCUCGUUAUUUAUGAUGUGCAGGUGGCCUGCCCCGAGGAGAUCACCUGUGAUGCCUAUCUGAUUACCGGUAGCAAAGACAGUGUCUACGACAACCUGCCAUGGAUAAAUGAGCUGGUUGCGUUUCUACGGCGUGUGUUGGCUGCAGAUAAAAAGGUUAUUGGCAUCUGUUUCGGCCAUCAGCUGAUGGCGCAUUUUUUUGGUGGUCGGGUUGCGCCAGGGCCCCAGGGUUGGGCGGUUGGUGUGCACACCAGCCAUAUCGAUAAAGUUGAGCCCUGGAUGGGCAACUUGACCCGGUCUGAGGUAUCUCUGCUGUCGAGUCAUAAAGACCAGGUAGUUGAACUGCCCGAAGAGGCUGAUGUUUUUCUGAGCAAUGAUUUCUGUCCUGUGGCGGGCUUCACCCUGGGCUCCCAGGUACUGAGCCUGCAGGGGCAUCCGGAAUUUGUCGCGGCGUACGCGUCAGAUCUGAUGGAUAUGCGGGCAGACAUCAUUGGCGACGCGGUCUAUCAGGCGCCAACACGCUUUGGUCAGUUUCGGCGCCGGGCUGAAAAACUGGUGUCCAACCCGGAUCGUGUGCAGGCGCUGUUGAGCGAUGCUGAUCGCAAACAGGCCAAUGCCGGCGGGGAAAAAUUCCGCGAAAUGCGGGCACAGAUUGGGGUUGCCAUUGCGCUGAUAAAAGCCUGGGUUAGCGGUGAUUACCGACAAGUGUCGAACAAAACUAUAGUGAUCCUGGUGGCAGCCUUGUUGUAUUUUGUAAUGCCGCUGGACGUGGUGCCGGAUUUUCUGUUCGGCUUGGGUCUGCUUGAUGAUGCUGCCGUUCUGGUCUACGUCUUCUCGCAGUUGCAAACAGAGAUAGCAGCCUUCCAGGUCUGGCGGCAACAGCAGGUCGAUGAGCAACAAUCCGAGGAAGAACGGCUUGUUAAAUGGCAGAUGAGUGACUAUCUCGAUCUCAACAGUGAUCAGCGCAAAUUGUUAGAAACACAGAUUGAAGGAUUAAUGGCCUGGCAUCGGCGAGAACAUCUGCCUGAAUACGCAAUUCUGAUGGAGAGUCUGGCCACCCAAUGGAGUGACGGGGUUUCUGAGGCGCAGAUUCAGUCACUGUUUGAGCAGAUGUUUAUCUGGGGUGAAGAUAUUCAGGAACAGGGUAUGCCUGCUGCCAUUGUAAUGAUGCAGAGCUUAACGGAUGAGCAGGUGGCCGCGUUGCCAGAGCGUUUAGAGAAGAGUAAUCAGGAGAUCGCGCAGGAUGAACUGGACGUUGCGCUUGACCAGGUGCAGGACGCCUGGGCAGAAGAUUUUGCAGAUGGGUUGGAACGCUUUACCGGGCGGCUGCUUAAAACCCAGCGUGAGUAUCUGAGUCGGCGUGCAACGGCUUACCAACCGGAACGGGUGCUUUGGGCAGAAUACCGACGUCGUUUCCAGGCGGAUUUAAUGAAGUUGUUGAUGAAGCGGAACGAACCUGAGUUUGAUGCAGAAUUUCGACGCCUGGCGGCAGCCAGGGAAUCCUACUAUGGAGAGGAGUUCACCCGUGUGAGUGAUGAGAACAUUGCUCUGAGUCGCGAAGUUGCCUCGUAUGUAUUGUCGAACCUGACAGAAAAGCAAAGUGGAAGACUAAAAGAUGCUUUGUUGGAUCUGGCUCAGGAUUUUCAGGAGCUGGCGGCUAAAGCAGAGCCGGCGGAUGCCGCCUGA
Molecule: messenger RNA, 12402 nt
Organism: Symbiodinium necroappetens
Lineage: Eukaryota; Dinophyceae; Suessiales; Symbiodiniaceae
Source: the annotation of a GenBank genome assembly